AUGAAUUUAUCAAAAUACUCGAACGAUUUUCCGAAUUUAUUAUACGUCAUUCGCAAUAGUCAAAAUCCAAAACCUCCAGAACUAACUACAUUUGAAUUAAGACUCAAAACGUUCGAUUCAUUCACUCAGAAGUUUCUAAACAAAAUGUCAAUGUGCGUAGCUGGUUACAAAUUCCUACGUGCUGGAGACCGUGUUCAUUGUUUUAAUUGCGGACUAAUUCUUCAUGAGUGGGCAAUCACGGACGAUCCUCGGAAAGAAUAUGCAUUUCAUUCACCGACAUGCCCGUUCGUACUACGUAAAAAAGGCGACCAGCUCGUAGAAUCUGCUAUCCGUGAAAACAAAAACGUCGUAUGCGACUGCGGUUUUAGCCAUAAAGGUUGUGAUACCGGCGAUUAA
Molecule: messenger RNA, 396 nt
Organism: Cinara cedri
Lineage: Eukaryota; Metazoa; Arthropoda; Insecta; Hemiptera; Aphididae
Source: the annotation of a GenBank genome assembly